Molecule: messenger RNA, 998 nt
Organism: Nannospalax galili (Upper Galilee mountains blind mole rat)
Lineage: Eukaryota; Metazoa; Chordata; Mammalia; Rodentia; Spalacidae
Product: fascin-2
Exons: 1
Biological process (GO): establishment or maintenance of cell polarity; actin filament bundle assembly; cell migration
Cellular component (GO): cytoplasm; actin cytoskeleton
Molecular function (GO): actin filament binding; protein-macromolecule adaptor activity
Source: RefSeq, a predicted model, not a curated record
GGCAGUGUUAGAGAAGGUAGCCUCCAUGACACUGGCUGGGCCUGCGGGCCGAGGGCCUGCUGAGCGGAGCUAGGUCUCCCAGGGGCCACGGGGCCCUGAACACACACACACAGCUUCCCAGCCUCCUGGGGCAACCUGGCUAGCCUCAAAGAUGCCAACCAACGGCCUGCACCAGGUGCUGAAGAUUCAGUUUGGCCUCCUGAAUGAUACCGACCGCUACCUGACUGCAGAGAGCUUCGGCUUCAAGGUCAAUGCCUCCGCAUCCAGCCUCAAGAGGAAGCAGACUUGGGUCCUGGAGCCUGACCCGGGGCAGGGCACAGCUGUGCUGUUCCGCAGCAGCCACCUGGGCCGCUACCUGUCUGCAGAAGAAGACGGACGUGUGGCCUGUGAGAUGGAGAGGCCGGGCCGUGACUGCCGCUUCCUGGUCUUGCCACAGCCUGAUGGGCGCUGGGUGCUGCAGUCGGAGCCACAUGGCCGCUUCUUUGGAGGCACCGAGGACAGGCUAUCCUGCUUUGCCACAGCCAUCUCCCCCACAGAGCUGUGGACAGUGCACCUAGCCAUCCACCCACAGGCUCACUUGCUGAGUGUGAGCCGGCGGCGCUACGUGCACCUGUGCCCGCAGGAGGAUGAGAUGGUGGCAGAUGGUGACAUGCCCUGGGGUGUGGAUGCCCUGCUCACCCUCAUUUUCCAGAGCAGGCGGUACUGCCUCAAGUCUUGUGACAGCCGGUAUCUGCGCAGUGACGGCCUCCUUGUCUGGGAGCCUGAGGCUCGUGCUUGCUACACGUUGCAGUUCAAGGCGGGCAAGCUGGCCUUUAAGGACUGUGAUGGCCGCUACCUGGCACCCGUUGGGCCCGCAGGCACACUCAAGGCUGGCCGCAACACACGGCCUGGCAAGGAUGAGCUCUUUGAUUUGGAACAAAGUCACCCGCAGGUGGUGCUGGUAGCUGCUAACCACCGCUAUGUUUCUGUGAGGCAAGGUACACUUAGGCAAUUGAUGU